CUGUUUUAGGAGGACAAAAAAGAAGAAAUGGUGUCAAUUUAAAAUUAUCUCACAUCGCCCGCAAAAGCAGCGUUAUCGUGACACUCGACUUAACUCUAAAUUUACAUUGUACAGAUAGAAAAUGUUUGACUAACGUCAUUAUACGACCCUAGUUAAACAAACAUUUCUAGGACGACUCGAAAUUCGAAACCUGUGGUCUUUUCGGCUCAGUUGGAUUUUUCAUAAUUGUUUGUCAUGUACCAGUCUCUUAGAUAAGGGGUUUCGGCUACUAUGGGACCGUUGCUGAUCAAAGGCCAAUCCAACGUUCAGUUUUCUAGAAACUACCUAAGGUCCGUGACCAAAAGUGGAUUUUGCGGUAUCAAAGAAAGAAGGAGGAUACGGAAAUAUACCUAUUAUACGACAGAUCUCUUCACAAGUCUAGUCAAUCUAAGAUGGAGGUACAUUUUACUUAUUUGCAUCGUGAGUUUUAUAUCGACUUGGUUCAUAUUCGGAGUGCUUUGGUGGGUUAUAGCUUACGCCCACGGUGACCUCAAAACGUCUCCGUAUGAAAAUUCAGAACCAGAGCCGUGCGUGACAUUAGUGGAAGAUAUGACAUCGGCAUUUCUUUUUUCUUUGGAGACGCAGUACACGACGGGGUACGGUACGAGGUCCCCAACUCCUCAAUGCCCAGAAGCUGUAUUCCUUCUUUGCGUCCAGAGCAUAUUCGGAUUGCUUCUGCAAUCGGUCAUGGUCGGGGUGGUGUUCGCCAAACUCGCCCGGCCCAAAGCCAGAUCCCAAGCGAUAUUUUUCAGCGAGAAAGCGACAGUUUGCCUUAGGGACGGGCGAUUCUGUUUGACGUUUAGAGUAGCCGACGUCAGGAAAUCCUGCUUGGUCGGUUGUAAGAUCAGAGCUUGGAUUUUGAAGCACAGGAUAUCAAAAGAAGGCGAAGCUCUUCCUUAUUACCAGACUAAGUUGAAAAUUUCAGUGGAAGACGGAGGAAGCGAUUUUUUUCUCUUAUGGCCGGUGACUGUCGUACACAAGAUCGACGAAAGGAGCCCGUUUUACCGUCUCAACGCCAGAGAAUUGUUAAGGUCGCAAUUUGAGAUAGUCGUCUCUUUGGUUUGCACUGUCGAGACGACCGGACAGACGACAGAAGUGAGGACUUCCUACACCCCUCCCGACAUACUAUGGGGGCAUAGAUUUCAAAACAUAAUCGUCAGGAAUGAAAUGGGUAUCUACGUGGAUUACGCCCUCUUCGAUAAGACCACCUGCGUCGACAUGAUGACCUGCAGCGGGAGUCAGUUGGAGGCGAUGCCGGCCAAAAAAUUAGAGACGGAGAGCCUCUAUCUAUACACAGCCGACACGGGGGAGUGCCUAGCGAAAGAGGAGAUCGAUGAAACAUGCAGGUUUUGGUGCCCGAGUGACAUUUAAUUUCUAAAUUUACAGAAAAUAUAGAUUUUGUAUUACUAUCGACUCUUAACAAUAAAGCAUUUUGCCUAUA
Molecule: messenger RNA, 1480 nt
Organism: Cimex lectularius (bed bug)
Lineage: Eukaryota; Metazoa; Arthropoda; Insecta; Hemiptera; Cimicidae
Product: ATP-sensitive inward rectifier potassium channel 12-like
Exons: 6
Coding region: 271-1410 (379 amino acids)
Biological process (GO): potassium ion import across plasma membrane; regulation of monoatomic ion transmembrane transport
Cellular component (GO): plasma membrane
Molecular function (GO): inward rectifier potassium channel activity
Source: RefSeq, a predicted model, not a curated record